GCGGCAAGCGGUUCAACCACUGCGUUCAACUGGUUCAACAACACGAAUUUCCGACAGGUGGCACUCAGAGCAACUUUUUUUUUUUGUAUUAUUUAUUAAAUUUUCACAAGGAUGAUGGCGACUAUUUUCACUGGCGUACAGCUUACCUGUUGACAACCGCAAUCACUUUGGCGUGAAAUAUUAUGCGUUUGAAUGAUUUUCAACGCGUGGCACUUUGCUAAUGAAAAAAAUAAUAUUAUUCGGUUAACCCUUGAUUUUAAAAACUGAACUUUUAAUAGAAAAUUAAAAGUGUAAAGCGAUGUAGCCCUUAAUAAACCCUUAUAAUUUUAGUUAAAGAAAUCACUUCUACAUUUGGAAAUGCACGUUUGUCAUUGAAUAAAUCUCAUUCACUUAAAUGUCGCUUGUGGUUAAACUUAAAACAUUAAAGGUCUCGGGUGUUGUGAAGGUGGGGUAAUGUAAUGGGACAAAUGAUCACGACGUGGGGUCACCUAGAGGGUUUACUUCUUAUUAUUGCUGGUAAAAUACUCCCAUAGUGGAGAAUGGCAGUGCGGGUGACCCUGGAAUGCGGCCACACGUCGGUAUUACGUUCAAGAACUACUCCCGAGGGUUAUACCCACGAUUGGGAAGUAUUCCUAAGAGGAGUCGACAACGCUGACGUUCAUCACUACAUUGAGAAAGUAGUGUUCAUUCUUCACAAUACCUUUCCCAAGCCAAAACGAAUCAUCAAAGAGCCACCGUACGCAGUGCGCGAAUCAGGAUAUGCUGGUUUUGUUAUUCCGAUUCAGGUCUAUUUCAAAAACAAGGAUGAACCAAAGAAAAUUGAAAUAUCAUACGACCUCAACUUACAACAAAGCGGUCCAGCUAUCAAUAAGGUCAUUCGUCACGACGAGCUCAUCUCCAACCCAUCCAAUGAUUUUCGGAGAAAGCUUCUAAAGGGAGGAGCUACCAUCGUGUCAGGCUUGGAAGGUACAUUGGAUAAAGGAGAACCCCAAGCAACCGUUCCAAUGAUUGGAAAACCAAAGCUGAGUGGAACGGAUGGGAAAAAACAUCGUCCCCCAGAGCCGAAAAUCUCAAAUUCCUUCCAGGAUUUGUUUGGAGAGCCAAUUAAAACGGCCAAAGUUUCUCCAGACAAUAAAAAAAGUUUGCUUAUGGAUAAAGGAAUGAAUAUCAAACCAGCUGUUUAUACAGAAAAGGUUGAAAAAGCAGAAAAAACUUCAAAAGUAAAACAUAGUCCUUAUAAAGAGGGUAAAAAAGAAAAGAAUACAGAAGAGAAGAAAAGCGAUAAAAAAGAUAAAGACCAUUCUAGAGAACGAGAAAGAAGUAAGGAGAAAUCUAAGAGACCACAGAGUCCUGCAAUAAAAAGUAGUCACUCUAGUCCAGGUAAUAAAAGAGUUUCUUCUCCACUUCCGCCCAAGAAACCUCCUAGUCCUCCAUUACCUCCGCCACCAAAGCGACCUCUUUCUCCAAAAUCAAGGGAAAAAGAUGGAAAAAAACUAUCGCAUGAGAGGGAAAAGGACAGAGAGAAAGAAAAGGAGAAGGAUAAGUCAUCUAAGUCUUCUUUGGAUGGAAAUGGUAAAAGUGAGAAAAGGAAGGAACAGAAGAAGCAUAAAGAAGAUAGGGAUAAAGAAAAAAAGGACAAGCACAAGGAGAGAGAUAGAGACAAGUCUAAAGAGAAUACAAAGUAUACUGAUAAAAUAGAGAAACCCGAAAUAAAACAGGAGAAAACAGAGAGAAUAGAAAAGGUUGAAAAGCAGGUGGAAAAGCAGGAGAAAGUGGAAAAGGAGAAAUGCCAAGAAACCAAGAUACCGAAAGACGUUAGGAAGUCUCCAAAGCCUUGUAAAGAAGUUGAAAAGCCAAAGGAAGAUAGGGCGAUAAAAGUGGAGAAGCCAGAAAAAGUGGAGAAGGCGGAAAAAAGUAAGGAUGGAAAGGCUGAUAAAGAAAAACAGAAACACAAGCAUAAGAAACGAGACAAAAAGGAUAGAGGAGAUGGAAGCAAGGAAAGAGAGAAAAAAGAUAAGAAGGACAGAUCUAAAACUGGCGGAGGGGAAAAACACAAUAACAUCAGUAUUCCACCACCUCCUAAUCCCUUGUCUACCCUCUUAGCUGAAAUGCCGGAAAGGGAUAGCAGUGACUCGACACCUUCGCCUGAUGACGAUGCUCACUCUGACACAAAACAAGUUAUUAUGAAAAAAGAUUCGCCACCAACGACUCCGCUACCGACUGAGCAACCUAGACUUGCGUCUCCACCUCCACCGGCAGCAAAGAAAGAGAAGACUGAAAAAACGAAAAAAGAAAAGUCAAGAGGAAGUAGGGGUGAAGAAAGAGAAAGUAGAAAACGGAAGAAAAGAAGUAGCAGCAAAGGGGAUGACGAGCCAGCUGAGAAGGAGCCAAAGAAAGAAAAAGAAAAAGCACGCUCUCCUUCACUGCCACUUGAGCCCGUUUCUUCCAGUCAAUCUCCUGUGCUCAUGGACACAGAAUCGACGCAAUUGUCAAAAGCUAAAGGCGAGGAUGGAGAAGAAGAGAAUGCUAAGGAUGAAGAGGGCGAAGUGGAGCAAGUUGCUCCUGAUUCUACAAAUAAUAUAUUGGCAGAAGUAGACGCUGUUGACCCCCCUGUAUUCUCAGAAGCUUAUCUGUCACAGCUGAAGGAUCUGCAGCAAAAAAUAAUGACGCUACAGGACAACCAAGAACUACAAAGGGUAGUUCAGGUAAUUGCAGAGACGGGACAAUACGAAAUCACCAAGAAGACUUUCGACUUUGAUCUCUGUGCUCUCGAUCGGAGAACCGUGCAACGAUUGCAAAAAUUUUUUUCCAAAUCCUGACCAUCUAUUUCCUAAUUGAUUUACAUCUUCACUUCAAUUACGUACUAUUCAACACUUUGUAAACAAGGUCAUGCGUUCAGGAACAAUUAAAUGACUCUGUAGAUUACACCUUGCGAUUUUGUCUCACCCAAGCAGAACAUUACUUUGUUGAGUAAUAAUAGUAAUUUUAACAGUAUAACAUAAUUGUCGUUCGCUUUACAUGCAUUUAUUUCUUGAAUAUGCAAAACUAAAGUUUGAUUAUUUAGUAAGCUGCUUUGGUGUUGGAAAAUGAAAACCUCAAGUAUUUUUUUUGAAAAAGUGCGUAAGAUUCGACUUGUAAUAUAGGUAGAUUGUUUGAUCUCCAGUAAGAACCUGGUAAAAUGUAGACUUGCUUUUUAAAUUUGAGAUCAUCACAUAUUUAUUGUUAAUUUUUAUUAAUUACUUUACACCACACUAGUUCUGCAAAGCAAAUGAUUUAAUAAUUUAUUUAUGUUACUAAUAUGUAAUAUUAACAGUCAAAUCCUGAUAAUAUGAACAGCAAGAGAUCAUAUGAUCUUAAUCUGACUGGAUCUUGUUAUAACAAAAGUAGAACUUUGUUGCUAAUUUAACAUCACCUACAGUCAGGAUAGCUUGGUGUGAAUGCAGUUGUUUUAGCAGCAAUUUGUCAAUGCGUUGCUCAAUGAUCUGUCUUUCUCGGAAUACCCAUAAUCUCUAAUAAUGAUUUUAUUUACUUUGUUUCUAAUAACUGCAGGACAUGUUUAACAAAAGCUGCAUCAUAUAAACUAUGAUUGCUUGUUAGUUAACAGUGAAAUUAGUAUAAUACCACAGUCAUUAUUGAAUCGUGAUCACAUUUGUAUAAUAAUAAUUACCAUACACAGUC
Molecule: messenger RNA, 3678 nt
Organism: Diprion similis
Lineage: Eukaryota; Metazoa; Arthropoda; Insecta; Hymenoptera; Diprionidae
Gene: ear
Product: protein AF-9
Exons: 2
Coding region: 540-2819 (759 amino acids)
Biological process (GO): regulation of DNA-templated transcription
Cellular component (GO): super elongation complex
Source: RefSeq, a predicted model, not a curated record